Molecule: messenger RNA, 1503 nt
Organism: Humulus lupulus (European hop)
Lineage: Eukaryota; Viridiplantae; Streptophyta; Magnoliopsida; Rosales; Cannabaceae
Product: mitogen-activated protein kinase homolog MMK1
Exons: 6
Coding region: 103-1290 (395 amino acids)
Biological process (GO): intracellular signal transduction; protein phosphorylation
Cellular component (GO): cytoplasm; nucleus
Molecular function (GO): ATP binding; MAP kinase activity
Source: RefSeq, a predicted model, not a curated record
UAAAAAGCAGUUUUGAGUGAAGAGAGAGAGAGAGAGAGAGUUAGGGGCAUAAGCGUAGGAGGAAGGAAUACAGUGUGGAGACAAACCCAGCUCUCAACUGAAAUGGACGGAGCUCAACCUCCCCCAACGGACACCGUCAUGUCCGACGCGGCGCAUCCCGAACCGCAGCCCCAACCCCAACCCCACCCACCCAUGGGUAUGGACAGCAUCCCCGCCACCCUCAGCCACGGUGGCAGAUUCAUCCAGUACAACAUCUUCGGCAACAUCUUCGAGGUAACCGCCAAGUACAAGCCCCCUAUCAUGCCCAUCGGAAAGGGAGCUUACGGCAUCGUCUGCUCCGCUUUGAAUUCGGAAACGAACGAGCACGUCGCCAUCAAGAAGAUAGCAAAUGCUUUCGAUAACAAGAUCGACGCCAAGAGGACUCUCCGUGAGAUCAAGCUGCUUCGUCACAUGGACCACGAAAACGUUGUUGCAAUUAGGGAUAUUAUACCACCCCCUCAAAAGGAGGUCUUUAAUGAUGUCUACAUUGCUUAUGAGCUAAUGGACACUGACCUCCAUCAGAUUAUUCGUUCCAAUCAAACCUUGUCGGAGGAGCACUGUCAGUAUUUCCUAUAUCAGAUUCUCCGUGGAUUGAAGUACAUACAUUCUGCCAAUGUUCUGCACAGAGACUUGAAACCUAGCAAUCUUCUACUAAAUGCCAAUUGUGACUUGAAAAUCUGUGAUUUUGGGCUAGCUCGUGUCACCUCAGAAACUGAUUUUAUGACAGAAUAUGUAGUUACGAGAUGGUACCGCGCCCCAGAACUGUUGUUAAACUCGGCUGAUUACACUGCAGCAAUUGAUGUGUGGUCCGUAGGUUGUAUUUUUAUGGAAUUGAUGGACCGAAAGCCACUUUUCCCUGGCAGAGAUCAUGUGAAUCAGCUGAAUUUGCUUAUGGAGCUUAUUGGCACUCCAUCAGAGGCUGAGUUGGGUUUUCUGAAUGAAAAUGCUAAGAGAUACAUCAGGCAAAUGACUGUUCAACGUCGGCAGUCAUUUACCGAAAAGUUUCCUCAUGUCCAUCCCGCAGCAAUCGAUCUUGUCGAAAAGAUGCUAACAUUUGAUCCAAGACAAAGGAUUACUGUGGAAGAUGCUCUAGCUCAUCCCUACCUAACAUCUCUGCACGACAUUAGUGAUGAGCCAGUGUGCAUGACUCCCUUCAACUUUGACUUCGAGCAGCGUGCGCUGACCGAGGAACAGAUGAAGGCACUGAUCUACCAAGAGGCCAUGGCAUUUAACCCGGAGUAUCAGCAAUAAUGAAGAUGAAUGAUUUCGUGCCUAUUAUUAGUUUAUCAUUACUUUGAUUAGUGUGGUGGUGACUGGUCUCUCUUUAGUCUUUUCCAAGUGUUUGUUGAUGAUCGAUUUCUUCAUGUAAAUAUGUUCCAUCCAAAACUGGGUGGUUAUCAUCAUGCCAAAAAUCAACUUCUCAACAGCGGUACUAAUGGUAUUUGUUUUUGCUAGUAUCGGCUA